Messenger RNA from Seminavis robusta, 957 nucleotides. The record is from the annotation of a GenBank genome assembly. NCBI's taxonomy places the organism in Eukaryota, Bacillariophyta, Bacillariophyceae, Naviculales, Naviculaceae.
AUGCCUUGGGGAGACAAGAAAUUGGAAGAGCUGAUUGAGGAAUUGGGGAGUAGAAAUCCUCGAGUGAUUGAUCAUCCCUUGAUCUUGGUGGCACCCGCUCCACCUCAAAAUCCAGCAAAUGGAGAUGUAAUUCAGCAACAACUCCCACCUGAUACAGUAGCUUUGCUAGUCGAAAUGGCGGAAGACUAUUCGAAAAAGAGAAGAACAAUUGUGCUCUCUAAUGCAACACAAGGAACGAAGAACGAUCUGAUGGACAUGCUGGGUUUAGAGGAAAAAGGUGUCUCUUGGCCAAACAAGCCUUCACUUCCGCAAUGCUCUGGAUUUGAAUGGUUUCACAGCCAGGAGGAUUCUAAGGAAAAUCGGAAGGGGCACAUGGGUCAUCUUGGAAAGAUGUUGAGGAUUCCGCAGACCCACCAACUGGCAGAUGUGCAACCAGACAAGGGGCUGCUUUCAGUGGAAUUCCAUCCCACAGUGACAGAGAGUCGAAGAGUGAGUGGGACUAUGGAUGUUGCCAUUGCACGAACCCAGCACGUUAGCAAUCAAGCGGUUCGGAACAACAUAGAAACUUUGCUGGAAUUGAAAGAACCGAGAAACAUGCAAGGUGCUGACCACUGUCCGGAAACAAUUGGCGAACACAUCGCUGCAUCUUAUCUGAACAUCAAUCAUGCUGUGGUAUCAGUGUUGGCAGAUCUGAACAUGAAGUGGACCUUUUUUUGGUUUGCCAUCUGCGAUGCAGAGAUGUCCCUCUGCAAGGUCUUCCUCCAAGGUAAUGAUGCUGCAGCGGGGGCAAAGUACCUUCUGGACAGCCUUUAUGACAAGUCAGAUGGGCGUGCCCUACCAGACACUUUUGCCAAACGUCAAUCUCUUCAAGCUGUUCUGGAUGGCCUCGUCCAGCGAAAGAGGGCGCGAACAGUUCCUGAUGGUGACAAUGAGCAAAACCCCGACCAAGAUUCGUAG